Molecule: messenger RNA, 1296 nt
Organism: Scatophagus argus
Lineage: Eukaryota; Metazoa; Chordata; Actinopteri; Scatophagidae
Product: uromodulin-like
Exons: 5
Coding region: 1-465 (154 amino acids)
Biological process (GO): neutrophil migration
Cellular component (GO): apical plasma membrane; cell surface
Source: RefSeq, a predicted model, not a curated record
AUGAAGACCUACACCAACGCUGGCCUCACACAAGCUGUGGAGUCGGGCACUGAAGUCCGGUUGAACCAGAAGGUCUGGGUGGAGCUGGACACUGAGGGGCUGGAGGGCGGGUUAUUUUCUGUGGUGACCGACACCUGCUGGGCAACUGAUCAGGAAUCACCCAGUGCGAGUCCGAGAUACGACCUGAUCAUAGAUGGCUGUGCGAACCCUGCUGACCAGACGGUGGAGGUGCAGGGAAACGGAAUGGGACCAUCCACCUCCUUCUCCUUCAACAUGUUCCAGUUCCCUGGGAGCUCUGGUGACAUUUACCUGCACUGCCAAGUCCACCUGUGUGCCCACGACAUAGAGACCUGUACCCCGACUUGUAAUGGAGGUUAUCGGAGACGCAGAUCUGCCAGCUUGGAAUAUGUAGACGAAGCACUAUGGCCUGGACUGAUUAGGCUGUCAAACGGUGACUCCAACUGACCGACAGGCUGUUGGCGCACACAAGGGUAUCUGACUUUUGAUUCAUCCUGAUCCAAAGUCUGGCUGCAAGAAUCCUUUGGUUUUAGAAAGACGUCUUCUGAAGUGACAGAUCAGGUCUGACUGCUGUGAAGUCAUGCUAGCUCACAACAUAAUAAGUACACUUCUGCUGUCCUUCCUGGUGUGAUUGGGUUGAUUGAGUCCAGAUUCCCCACGUGGUAAAACUGUUUUCUGCUGGAUCUGCGAGGUACCACAGCAUGUUAGCAUCUGUUAUUUGUCUGAGCUAGUUUUUGAUGGAGCAUUUCCCCAUUUUGCCCACAUUAGACUACAAUGUCCAGUUUCAGCUUAACUGAUGGAUCUGAAUGAAGUUGUGAGAUGGUUCACCACCUCACACACACAGGGUCAUUCCUUUAUUCAAGCCCAGUGAUAGUUUACGGCAUAUUUUUUGCAACUGGAAAACAAUAUAAAAUAAUGUAAAAACACUGUCAAAAAAUUAUAAUUAUUACAUUACUGUUAUCUCAGCCAAAAACAUUAAUAAAACUGGUAUGUGGAACGAUCAAAAUCAUGAGUGUGUUUCAGUUUAAUUUUUCCACUUUUUUAUUAUUCUGAUUAUUUGGCGUAAUGCUUGAUGAUGCAGUUACAGCCUGAUUUGCAUUUACUGAUCACAUUUAUUUUUUUCUACCUGAAACCACACCACAGUAAACGUGAAUUCAGUCUAGAGUCUGCAUGUCCUGAAGAACUGCGUAUGAAUGCUGUCAGCUGUCAUAGGACUUGGAUGCUUUGCCUCACCUUCACAUUUUUCCAUUGUGUGUCUCACUGAGACUUGAUUAAGUC